Tarenaya hassleriana is the source of this 2359-nucleotide messenger RNA. RefSeq names its product F-box/kelch-repeat protein SKIP11-like. The record is from RefSeq and is a predicted model, not a curated record. The transcript is spliced from 2 exons. The coding region runs from base 747 to 2165 and encodes 472 amino acids. Gene Ontology annotation, molecular function: protein binding. Gene Ontology annotation, cellular component: nucleus. Lineage: Eukaryota; Viridiplantae; Streptophyta; Magnoliopsida; Brassicales; Cleomaceae.
GGGAAAAAACAAUUCAAUUUAGUUUAAGCAAAUAAAAAAGUUAAACAGGAGAGAGAAAACAGAAGGCAAGUUACCUUCAAUUCCAAAGGUUUUCACUUUCAGGGCCAAAGCUUCAACCUUUGAUUUGCAGAGAGAAUCCAAGAGACGACAUAAAACAGCUAAUAGAAAGAUUGUUAGAUAGGUAGAGAGAUUGGGAUUUCCCCAUAAUUUAAUUAUAUUUUUUUCCUCGUUAAUUCAAUCCGUAUGUUCUUCCGACAAUCUCAGCUCCGCUGUAGCCAUGGAGUCGUGAGCAGAUCGGGAUCGAUGGUUUUGCUAGUUUGAUUUUCUGGGUUUCGAUUGUUUUCCGUGUCUGCGAACUGGGUUUCGACAAGUUCUUGAAUCGGAAUCUGGAGAUCUUGGGCUUGAAGGCGGAAGGGCUGUGGGUGUUGGGUUUGAUGUUCUUGCUUUUCUGGGUGAUGACUUGAGUAGAAUAUUUUUCGAAUCCGCAGUCUGAAUCCAUUUCCCAUUGGAUUUGGAUCGAUUGAUUCGGAGUUCGAGACUCGCGAAUUUGGCCCUCGAAGGUUUGGGUUCGUGGACGAGAAGAGGGGAAUUUGUUUAAUCGUCUUUUGUUGAAUCAGACUCGCGAAUCUCUUUUCACUCGAUCGAUUCUCUCUGACAUUCUGUGUUGUUUCUCCAUCGCGGGAUCUGGAUUGAAUCCUGGCGUGGAAUCGAUCUGCUUCUAACAUCAUAAGCUGUAAGGUGAAGACAUGUUGGAAGAUCGGUCAGUAGACUCUUGUCUUCUGUCAAGGGUUUUCUCCAGCUCCUGUCUCUCCGAAUCCAAGUGGUCUUUCAUGUAUCCGGGAGGGGAUUCUGAUAGUAAGCUCGUUAAUGGAAAACGGCCAUUGGAGGUUGUUGAAGAUAGCUUGACCAGAAACAAGUCCCUUAGGCUAACAGGUUAUUCCAUUGCCGAAGAGAAAGAGAAGUAUGAUUCUGACAAAAACCAGUCCGAGGCUGUCGGAGAGGAGCAAAUAGAUGAUGCAAGUGUUGGAGAUUCAUCUGAAACUUCCACGGGGCAAGGGGAAGAACAGCUCGAUUCCAACAGUGAUGGCAGCGAUUCAUCUGACUCGCAUUCACUUAUCCAGGGGAUUGGUCGGGACAACUCGAUAAACUGUCUGAUCCAUUGCUCGAGAUCCGAUUAUGGAUCCAUUGCAUCAUUGAACCGGACCUUCCGUUCUUUGGUGAGGAGUGGUGAGAUCUACAGGCUGAGGAGGCAGAGUGGAUUUGUUGAACAUUGGGUGUACUUCUCUUGCCAGCUCCUGGAAUGGGUGGCCUUCGACCCGGUUUCGAGAAAAUGGAUGCAGUUGCCAACCAUGCCCUCCAGUGUCAUCUUCAUGUGUUCGGACAAGGAGUCUUUAGCUGUUGGCACCGAUCUGCUCGUGUUUGGAAAAGACGAUUCUUCUCACGUGAUCUACAGGUACAGCCUUCUGACCAAUUCUUGGUCUUCCGGGAUGAGAAUGAACUCCCCGAGGUGUUUGUUUGGGUCGGCAAGUCUCGGAGAGAUCGCAAUCUUUGCCGGUGGCUGUGAUUCUUACGGGAAGAUUCUCGAUUCAGCCGAGAUGUACAACUCUGAGCACCAAACUUGGACAACCCUUCCAAGGAUGAACAAGCCGAGGAAGAUGUGUUCGGGGGUUUUCAUGGAUGGAAAGUUCUACGUCAUCGGGGGAAUCGGAGGCAGCGACUCUAAGCCCCUCACCUGCGGGGAGGAAUACGACAUGGAGACCAAGAAAUGGACGGAGAUUCCCGACAUGUCCCCGCCAAGAAGCAAUGCGGCCCGAGAGAGCGAGAUGCCGCCAGCAGCAGAGGCUCCGCCCCUCGUGGCGGUGGUUAACAACGAGCUGUAUGCUGCAGACCAUGCCGAUAUGGAGGUGAGGAAGUAUGACAAGGAGAGAAGGAAGUGGUUCACGGUGGGGAGAUUGCCUGAACGAGCUGACUCGGUGAACGGAUGGGGAAUGGCCUUUAGGGCGUGCGGGGAGCGUCUUAUAGUGAUCGGAGGGCCGAAGAAUUCGGGUGGAGGGUUCAUAGAGCUGAAUUCGUGGAUACCGAGCAAUGGACCGCCACACUGGACGUUGCUCGAUAGGAAACACUCUGCUAAUUUCGUUUACAAUUGCGCGGUUAUGGGAUGCUGAAACGAAGAGAAGGAAAAAUAAGCAUCAAGAAGAUUUGCAACAACACAUUGGGAUUUUUUUUUUGUGGCUUACAAAAAUUUUAGAGACCAGACAGGUUCAGAGAUCUUGUUCUUGUUCUUGUUCUUCCUCUUUGUCCUUAUUUAUUUGCUUAUAAAGUUCUCUUCCAUUGAAUUGAUUUACCUCUUGGUGUUCAA